AUGCCCAAUCCGUACAUUGGAAACGGUGAUGCGGCACGUUAUGUCGAGUACUACGCUUCUCCUCGUAUGCAGAGAGACGCGGUGUAUCGCCUCUAUAACGAAGGCAUUCAGCGCCGCCAGGAAUCACAGCGCCGCGCGGAGGAGGCGGUGUACCCGUCGCAGCCACGGAUAUACCGUACGCAGAAGGAAAUUGAUGAUUACGUGAACGCGAUGGUGUACUCGGAGGUUUUUCGUCGGCAGAAGAAGUUGGCGGAGUUGGAGUGGGAGUUGUACCACCCAACACCAACGCGUUACCUUACAGACCAGGAUAUGGCGAUGCAUGUACAGCACAUGUACGACCAGCAGUUGCGUAAAAGAGAACGUCGGGAACGGGAGAAACAAAGACUUUUUGGCAUGACACCAAUUCAGAAGAAGGAGGUGCAGGUGCGAGAGAAGUUCCACGAACUUGAGGAGAACUGGCGACCCCCGUCCUUCCACGUAAAGUACAACGAUGGGAAGAUGCUGCUUGUGUCGGAGUUGGCUGCCAUCAACUCCGCCUCUCCACCCUCUGAGACGCAGGCGGGAGAGGCACGUGGUUGUCGACACGCUGAUCCACAAAGAUUGCAGCAGCUCGCACAGCCAUUGCGAGUGACACCGAAGUUACACAAGGAGACAGGCAAGGACGCGCUGAUGCCCCCAUUUCGUCUAUUUGGUGAUGUCAUUAGAAAAAUUGAGAAGAGGCGAUGA
Trypanosoma cruzi is the source of this 726-nucleotide messenger RNA. RefSeq lists its product as uncharacterized. NCBI's taxonomy places the organism in Eukaryota, Euglenozoa, Kinetoplastea, Trypanosomatida, Trypanosomatidae. The coding region runs from base 1 to 726 and encodes 241 amino acids. The transcript has a single exon. The record is from RefSeq and is a predicted model, not a curated record.